Molecule: messenger RNA, 462 nt
Organism: Peronospora belbahrii
Lineage: Eukaryota; Oomycota; Peronosporomycetes; Peronosporales; Peronosporaceae
Source: the annotation of a GenBank genome assembly
AUGGGUCGUCGGGUGUAUGGCAUUGGUGUAGAUGUAACGCUAGUGUCGCGAUUCGAGCGCAGCUUUCAACGCUUUGGGAAGCGCUUACUCGUACGUACGCUCCAUCCGAGUGAAAUUACUGAGUUCUAUGCCCGUCCAAGUACAAAGCGUGCAACGUUUCUAGCUUCCAGAUGGGCGGUAAAGGAGGCAACGUUCAAAGCCUUUCAGUGCUACCGUGUUCGAUUCCCAGAGAUUUACACGGUUCAAAGAGGUCUCGAGACCUCGACCAUCUGUACAUCUCUACCUGUAACAAAUGACUCGAAGGCUCUGCGUCUUCAAUUCUCGGGUGAGACGCAGACUCUUGCAAAGCGAUUACGAUUAGUGGAACCGCAUGUUUCAAUCUCACACGAUGGCGACUAUGCUAUGGCCUAUGUGGUAUUGCAAGAAGAAGUUGACGAGGUGAUGAAAGCAGGAAUGUCCUGA